Chanos chanos (milkfish) is the source of this 1047-nucleotide messenger RNA. It is a transcript of the gene arg2, whose product is annotated as arginase 2. NCBI's taxonomy places the organism in Eukaryota, Metazoa, Chordata, Actinopteri, Gonorynchiformes, Chanidae. The transcript has 8 exons. The coding region runs from base 1 to 1047 and encodes 348 amino acids. Gene Ontology annotation, molecular function: manganese ion binding; arginase activity. Gene Ontology annotation, cellular component: mitochondrion; cytoplasm. The record is from RefSeq and is a predicted model, not a curated record.
AUGGCGUUAAGAGGGCCAUUCACUCGUUUACUACGAUCAACACUGACUUCUGGUCAGCAGAAUCGUGCGCAUUCUGUCGCAAUUCUCGGCGCUCCGUUCUCCAAAGGUCAGAAAAGGAGAGGAGUUGAACAUGGACCAAAGGCCAUCCGAGAUGCCGGUCUGGUUGAAAGGCUAACAAAUUUGGAAUAUCCAGUGCACGAUUUUGGAGAUCUAAGCUUCCAGCAUUUGGAGAAGGAUGAGCACUUCAUGCAUGUCCCUUUCCCUCGUACCGUUGGCCGGGCCAAUCAGCUUCUGUCUGGUGCUGUAAGCAGAGCCGUUGGAGCUGGACACACCAGUGUCAUGCUAGGAGGAGACCACAGUUUGGCCAUUGGUUCAGUGGCGGGCCAUGCCCAGCAGUGUCCAGACUUGUGUUUAAUUUGGGUGGAUGCUCAUGCUGACAUCAACACACCAUUGACAUCUCCUUCAGGAAACCUCCACGGUCAAUCUGUUUCCUUCAUGCUCAAAGAACUGCAAGAUAAGAUGCCAGACGUUCCGGGGUUCUCUUGGAUGAAGCCAUUUCUGGCGGCAAGAGACGUGGUCUACAUUGGCCUUAGAGAUGUGGACCCCGGUGAGCAUAUUAUUCUGAAGAAUUUAGGAAUCCAGUACUUUUCAAUGCGUGACAUUGAUAGGAUGGGCAUUCAGAGGGUUAUGGAGGUUACAUUAGACCAUCUUCUGUCAAGAAAACAACGUCCAAUUCACCUGAGCUUUGACAUCGACGCCUUUGACCCUUCCCUGGCUCCUGCCACUGGAACACCAGUCAACGGAGGGCUAACAUACAGAGAGGGCAUCUAUAUCACAGAGGAGAUCCACAACACAGGGCUACUUUCAGCCAUGGACCUGGUGGAGGUGAAUCCAACCCUAGCAGCAGGCCCUGAGGCCGUGGAGGCCACUGCCAGCUUGGCUGUGGACGUCAUAGCCUCAUCCCUCGGACAGACGCGAGAGGGCGCGCACGCGGCCUUCCGGGAAAUCCCUGCACCCAAAGAGGAUACGGAACAGCUACGCCUGUAG